AUGGUCCCCUCCGAGGCAUCGGCAGAUGCCCCCAGGGCAGAUGCCGCCGCGGUGCUGGCGGCCGCUGCUAGGGCGGAUGUUGCCGCUGUGGCCCCGGUGACCCCCGCGGACGUGUGCGCUGCCGAGGUACCGGCGGGCGCCCCUAAGGGGCCCGCUGCCGCGGUGCUGGCGGCCGCUGCUGGGGCGGAUGUCGCUGCCGAGGCUCCGGCGACCCCUGCGGACAUGGUCGCUGCUGAAAUACUGAGGGGCGCCCCUGAAGCGGCUGCCGUCGCCGGGCUGGCGGUCGCUGCCGGGGCGUAUGUCGCCGCUGGGGAAGAUGCCGCCGCGGCCGCCGAGGAGAUAGCCGCAGCCGCUGCAUACACCCUUGAUCUCUGA
Molecule: messenger RNA, 375 nt
Organism: Brachypodium distachyon (stiff brome)
Lineage: Eukaryota; Viridiplantae; Streptophyta; Magnoliopsida; Poales; Poaceae
Product: outer membrane protein H.8-like
Exons: 1
Coding region: 1-375 (124 amino acids)
Source: RefSeq, a predicted model, not a curated record